Trichosurus vulpecula (common brushtail) is the source of this 1188-nucleotide messenger RNA. It is a transcript of the gene OXTR, whose product is annotated as oxytocin receptor. The coding region runs from base 1 to 1188 and encodes 395 amino acids. Gene Ontology annotation, biological process: female pregnancy; maternal process involved in parturition; positive regulation of vasoconstriction. The record is from RefSeq and is a predicted model, not a curated record. The transcript is spliced from 2 exons. Gene Ontology annotation, molecular function: peptide binding; oxytocin receptor activity; vasopressin receptor activity. NCBI's taxonomy places the organism in Eukaryota, Metazoa, Chordata, Mammalia, Diprotodontia, Phalangeridae. Gene Ontology annotation, cellular component: membrane.
AUGGAGAGCCCCAGCGAAGCGGCAGAACCGGAGUCCCUGAACUGCAGCGCUAACUGGAGCCUGGAGCUCUCCAGCUCCAGGAACCGCAGUUCCGUCCCAGUCCAACGCAACGAGGCCAUGGCCAAGGUGGAGGUGACCGUGCUGAGUGUGAUCCUUUUCUUGGCGCUGACCGGCAACCUGUGCGUCCUGCUGGCUCUGCGCACUACCCGCCACAAGCACUCUCGCAUGUUCUUCUUCAUGAAACACCUCAGCAUCGCCGACCUAGUGGUGGCUGUGUUCCAGGUGCUGCCCCAGCUCCUUUGGGACAUCACCUUCCACUUUUACGGGCCCGACUUUCUCUGCCGCCUCGUCAAGUAUCUGCAGGUGGUGGGCAUGUUCGCUUCUACCUAUCUGCUACUGCUGAUGUCCCUGGACCGCUGCCUGGCCAUCUGCCAGCCGCUGCGCUCCCUGCGCCGGCAGUCAGACCACCUCUCAGUCCUUUGCACGUGGUUGGUGUGCCUGGUGGUCAGCGUGCCUCAGAUCCAGAUCUUCUCCUUGAGAGAGGUGAGCGAAGGCGUGUACGACUGCUGGGCUGUGUUCAUCCAGCCCUGGGGACCCAAGGCAUAUAUCACCUGGAUCACAUUGACCGUCUACAUCAUUCCAGUGCUGGUGCUGAGUGCCUGCUAUGGGCUUAUCAGCUUUAAAAUCUGGCAGAAUUUGAAGCUUAAGACAGCUCAUGAGCCCAGAGCUUCUGGGCCCUUGGCCUCAUCUGUUACCUGUGGGGCAGAUGCUAGCAACGGGGCAGCCCUGUCUCGGGUCAGUAGCGUCAAGCUCAUCUCCAAGGCCAAAAUCCGCACCAUCAAGAUGACCUUCAUUAUUGUCUUGGCCUUCAUCGUGUGCUGGACUCCUUUCUUCUUCGUUCAGAUGUGGUCUGUUUGGGAUCCCAAUGCCCCUAAAGAAACCUCUCUGUUCAUCAUUGCCAUGCUCCUGGCAAGCCUUAACAGCUGUUGCAACCCCUGGAUCUACAUGCUGUUCACAGGCCACCUCUUUCAUGAUUUGGUGCACCGUUUCCUCUGCUGUUCCACAAGCUACCUGAAGACCAACCCAGGGGGUGAGACCAGUGCCAGCAAAAAAAGCAACUCUUCUACCUUUGUCCUGAGCCGUAAGAGCUCCAGCCUGAAGAGCUUCACCCAGCCAGCUGGGGAGUGA